Leucoraja erinaceus (little skate) is the source of this 1463-nucleotide messenger RNA. RefSeq names its product aquaporin-5-like. Gene Ontology annotation, cellular component: plasma membrane. NCBI's taxonomy places the organism in Eukaryota, Metazoa, Chordata, Chondrichthyes, Rajiformes, Rajidae. The transcript is spliced from 4 exons. The record is from RefSeq and is a predicted model, not a curated record. Gene Ontology annotation, molecular function: water channel activity. Gene Ontology annotation, biological process: transmembrane transport. The coding region runs from base 113 to 877 and encodes 254 amino acids.
UAAUAAUUUGGAAAGUUUUCUUGGCGUGGAGGAACGGGCUAUGGAAAAUCCCCGCUGACCUUGGCCAGGUUGUGGUGUGUGAGCGGCGCUAGUUACCCCGCACAGCCCGGGCAUGGAGCAGCUGAAGCGGGAGCUGCGCACCGAGACCUUGUGGAGGGCUCUGCCCGCCGAGUUCCUGGGCACGGCCGUGCUGGUCUUCUGCGGGGUGGCCAGUGCCCUGGCGUGGGCCGGGCAGCAGCCGCCGGUCCUGCAGGUGGCCCUGGGCUUCGGCCUGGCCGUCUCCGCCGCCUCUCUCUUCACGCAGGGAGUGGGAGCCGGACACCUCAACCCUGCUGUCAGCCUGGCGCUGCUGGUCAGCCUUCGCAUCAGCCCGCUCCGGGCGCUGCUGUCCGCGCUCAUGCAGAGUCUGGGCUCCAUCGCUGCUUGCGCGCUGCUGCAAGCACUCACCCCGCUCCAUGUCCGCGGGGAGAUGGGGCUCAGCAAGCCUUCUGCUGGCGUUACACAGAUCCAGGCCUUGGUAGUUGAAGUCAUCGUCACCUUCCAGCUUGUACUGUGCGUCUUUGUAAUCUCACAGAAGGAAAGCCACUUUGAAGGAUCUGCACAGGUGGCCCUCGGAGUUUCUGUGACCCUUGGACAUUUGGUGGCGAUCCGAUUCACUGGAUGCAGCAUGAAUCCCGCACGAUCCCUGGGACCGGCUGUUAUAACGUCAAACUUCUCUCAGCACUGGAUCUUCUGGGUUGGACCUCUGCUGGGAGGAGUCUUGGCCGCGAUCGUGUACAGUUCUCUGCUGACGCCAAAGAGGUUCAGGUGCGGAGACUGCCUGAGUAUGUGGAAGACAGAUGCCGAGCCAGAACACAAGGUGGAAGCACGGCCCUAGACACAACACAUUGCCUGCCUCAGCUGCAGCAUAUUCCUGCCUAAUGCACGAUAGAGUUGCUACACAUUCACUUUAUUAUGUUAGAACGUGGUUAGAAUUUUAACUAAAAUAAAAAAAAUCAUGCAUUUAAACUGCAAUAGCGUAAUGAUGAUUCUGGAGAUAUAUUUACCCCCAAUGGCUGAAGGAACGAUAGUAACACACUGCAGUCAUUUUAUGAUAUAAUGUAUUCUAUAAUCUGAAAUAAACACAAUAUAUUGAGAGUUGAGUCGAGUCGAUUGUUCACAUUAAGUCCAAACAAACUCGGUGAAGAAAUCCAAACAAGUUUAUGCAAUUUGAGUCUUUAGACUGCAGGGAGUAACUUAGAAAUGAUCUGUUCACUCAGUCGACAUACCCUUGAUGAAAGGAUUCAACAUCAUCUCUGCGGCAUCUAAUCCCAAAACUACAAAGAACGUCUAGGACAGAACUUGGCUACUUGACUCAAUAAGCCCAUGGUACUCCACUUUGGCCUCUUAUCUUUCCUUAUCCACCCUAUCACCAUCAUCCUCCCUUUUGGACAACCGGUUCACAUCAUCUCCCAACAAUCUCA